GAAUGUGUCCAACUGAUUGCGCUUUCUUCAUGUCUCAUUCGUAAACAACAGAUUUAAUCGGCGUUAUACAUUACACUCAUUCGUAAACAAUGGAUCCACUCGGGGAUUUUGCUUUCCGUUUAUUUUUUAUCGGACAUUUCAUUUUGCCUUCUUGUAUGUUUCGUUGGGGACGUCUUUCAUUUUGGUUUCAGACACGCGACUUGGUCAUACACCGCACGCCUUGGAUUGGAUAUUUUUUAAAAUUUAGAUAUUAUAAAUUAUGGCGUUGGAUUCAGCAGAUGGAGCAUCGUCGUCCGAUGGACAGGCAAAGCCAAAACCUAAGUCAACACCCAUUGGUGAUUUCGCAAGUAUAGAAGACUUUACAAAGAAAGGACUAACUGAAAUUAUGGUAGCAACAAAAUGUGCCAAUUCAUUCCCUCAAGGAGCAUCGAGAGAUUUGUAUUGUGCCUACCCAACAUUUGGACGGGUAAUCGAUGAGCAAUCCCACCGCAUUUUGGGCCUCAUAUCGCACGUGCUCAAAAGGGAGAAUGUGAGAGGCAACAUUCAACGACGUCAACCGGAUGAGCAGUUCGAAAUGCUUUUGGAAUGCAAUGAUGCCAUGUUUGAACGGUUGCAAAUAAAUCUUGAUGAACUGGCUGGAAUAAAGAAACCCCCACAGACAAUUGUAGUGGAGUCACAGAUUUCAUCUACACCCACCCCAGGCAAAGGUGCUGGCAGUUGGAAUUUGAAGAAUAACGAAGCAAGUCCCUCCUUUGCGGCCCGAUUAAUAACUGCCAAAAAUAUUGCCAGACCUCAAGUUAAGUUUCAAAUUCCUGUGGACAAUAGCCCAGAUAAACCAUUUAUGCCUAGACUCAAAGAGAAGCCAAAUUCUCUCAAACCCCUAACAAUCUUACCGGAAUAUGAUGAUGCUGGCAAUAUUGUAAGUUAUUUGCAUCCGUACGAGUUCGAGCUGAUGAAGUUUGAAGUACCAGAUAACAUGCUAAAACCGAGAGCAGCUGAGAAGCCAAAGGAUGUCGAUUCAACCGAUUUAAUGUAUAUUGACACGAAACCAAAACUCUUGCAAGCUUUGGAAGAAUUGCGAAAAGCAUCAGAAAUAGCUGUGGAUGUGGAACAUCAUUCGUAUCGCACGUUUUUGGGAAUUACUUGUCUGGUACAAAUUUCAACCAGAAACAAAGAUUACAUAUUCGACGCACUGGAGUUAAGGGACGAAAUGUGGGUAUUGAACGAAGUGUUUACUGAUCCGAAAAUUGUGAAGAUUUUUCAUGGAGCAGACUUCGAUGUGGAGUGGUUACAACGUGAUUUGUCACUUUAUAUUGUUAAUAUGUUCGACACUCAUCAAGCCGCAAAGGCAUUAAAUUUUGCGCGUCUUUCUCUGGCGUAUUUGCUGAAGCAUUAUUGCGAUAAAGAUGUUGACAAGACCUUUCAAUUGGCAGAUUGGCGCAUUCGUCCUUUGCCCGAAGAGCUUAUUGCAUAUGCCCGACAGGACACUCAUUUCCUUAUCUACGUAUAUGAAUGCAUUACAAAUGAUUUGCUAGAAGCGGGAAAUCAAAAGCCUCAAUUGUUGCGUUCCAUCUAUCAACGUUCAACCGAGAUUUGCAAAAAGCGUUUCCAGAAACCCGUUAUCACAUCUGAAUCGUAUAUGGACAUAUACCGUAAAUCAAAAAGGAUUUUUGAUAAUCGCCAAUUAUUUGCUUUGAGUGAAAUUUUCAAAUGGCGUGAUACUAUGGCCCGCCAAGAAGAUGAAAGUUACGGUUAUGUGUUGCCGAAUCAUAUGAUGUUGCAAAUCUCGGAAAGUCUGCCGCGUGAAAUGCAAGGUAUACUGGCUUGUUGCAAUCCCGUUCCACCACUGGUGCGUCAGAACUUACACACUUUGCAUCAAAUUAUUCUGAAGGCCCGAGAGCAACCUCUAGUCAAGCCUAUUUUACAAGCAGAAGCUCCAAGUCGUGUUGUCUACGCCAAUGUCUGUGACUAUAACAGUAAAUUGCACUGCCCUCACGAUCUAACAAUGGCAGAAGAAUUCCGCGACGACUUACCUACGCUGCUCACAUUUGACAAAGAAAAAGGUGUUCAAAUUAAUGACGAAUCUUUAAUUGUGUCAAAUCCUUUGAAGAAGGCAGUCUUGAGCGUUUUUGAUACUCCGGAAAAUUCCGAAGAAGAUGAUGAAAUAUUACGCCAUCGCCAGUCUGAAAAACGAAAGAUACUCUUGCCAUAUAAGAGAUACAUGACAGUUUUGCCAAUGAUUGAAAAGGAAAAGCGGGAAGAAGCUGCUCGCCUAGAAGCCGAGAACAAGAAAAGACAGUUGUGUCCAGAUGCUCCAGCCAUGAUGCCUAUCAAUACCAAUGAUAUUAAAAAAGAAACAGAAGUUGAAGAUAUGUAUAACUUGCCUAUUAAGGCUAUGCUCAAAAGAAAAUAUGAAGAAGCUUUGGCAAAGAAAGCGGCUGCCCCAGCUACUGAUGGAGCUUCCACUUCAAAACGUACAAAAUUGGAAACAAAAACAACAAUUGAACAGGUCACACCAACAGAUGAUAAACUGAAAUUUGUUAAUUUGCCACCGACCAAAAAAGAAUUGAAACAGCAAAAAGAAUUUAAGCGGCAAGCCGAAACAUCUGUAUCUGAAUUAGAAAAACAAGAGGAUGAUGAUGACGACGGUCCACCCGAGGAGAAACCUAUCGUUUCAACUGCACCUUCCCAGGAGGACGAUGAACAGAAACCAUCUACAUACAAACAGAAGUUUAAAAAUAAAAACAAAAAGCAAAAAUUCAUGGCAUCGAAUAAACCGCAGCAGUCAUCAGAUAAACCCGUGCAAACAAACUUCGACUAUAAAAAUGUCGAUUUCAGGAAAUUCCAAGGAGGUGCCCAAAAAGCGAAAGGAAUGGAAAUUAAAGCACAAAUUCACGCCAAAAGCAAUUCAAACAAGGCGCAAAAUAAGAAAUUUAAUAAACUAUUUACAUUUUCAAAUGUAAAAAGUAAAAAAUAGUUAUUUAUCAUUUUUACUACCUAACCUAGCUACAUAGAUUCGUUAGAAAUACGAAAAUGAACUGAAAUGAAAUAAAAUAUUUUCUAUUCUACAUAUUAUAUAUUUGAGUAUGUACACUUAAGACUUGUCUCUGUGUUUUAAUAAUAAUAAAUACUGAAAUAGAAAAAAAAAACAUAUUUAAGUUUAAAUAA
Musca domestica (house fly) is the source of this 3168-nucleotide messenger RNA. It is a transcript of the gene Rrp6, whose product is annotated as exosome component 10. Lineage: Eukaryota; Metazoa; Arthropoda; Insecta; Diptera; Muscidae. Bases 260 to 2977 code for a protein of 905 amino acids. The record is from RefSeq and is a predicted model, not a curated record. Gene Ontology annotation, molecular function: nucleotide binding; 3'-5'-RNA exonuclease activity; nucleic acid binding. Gene Ontology annotation, biological process: exonucleolytic trimming to generate mature 3'-end of 5.8S rRNA from tricistronic rRNA transcript (SSU-rRNA, 5.8S rRNA, LSU-rRNA); histone mRNA catabolic process; TRAMP-dependent tRNA surveillance pathway. The transcript has 4 exons. Gene Ontology annotation, cellular component: nuclear exosome (RNase complex); nucleolus.